Messenger RNA from Gavia stellata (red-throated loon), 2125 nucleotides. RefSeq names its product MAF bZIP transcription factor F (gene MAFF). Bases 61 to 510 code for a protein of 149 amino acids. Gene Ontology annotation, molecular function: RNA polymerase II cis-regulatory region sequence-specific DNA binding; DNA-binding transcription factor activity, RNA polymerase II-specific. NCBI's taxonomy places the organism in Eukaryota, Metazoa, Chordata, Aves, Gaviiformes, Gaviidae. Gene Ontology annotation, cellular component: nucleus. The record is from RefSeq and is a predicted model, not a curated record. Gene Ontology annotation, biological process: regulation of transcription by RNA polymerase II; regulation of epidermal cell differentiation. The transcript has 3 exons.
CCGACCUGGCAGCGGCCCCGCGGGGACCGGCGUAGCCUCCUGGGCCAGCGUGAGGCAAGGAUGGCUGCAGACGGGCUCUCCAGCAAGGCCCUAAAGGUGAAGCGGGAGCUGGGGGAGAACACGCCGCUGCUGUCAGACGAGGAGCUGAUGGGGUUGUCGGUGCGGGAGCUCAACCACCACCUGCGGGGCCUCUCCAAGGAGGAGGUGGCGAGGCUGAAGCAGCGCCGGCGGACGCUGAAGAACCGGGGUUAUGCCGCCAGCUGCCGGGUGAAGCGCGUCUGCCAGAAGGAAGAGCUGCAGAAGCAGAAGAUGGAGCUGGAGUGGGAGGUGGACAAGCUGGCCCGGGAGAACGCUGCCAUGCGUCUGGAGCUUGACACCCUCCGUGGCAAGUACGAGGCCCUGCAGGGCUUCGCCCGCACUGUAGCUGCCCACGGGCCCCCUGCCAAAGUGGCCACCGCCAGCGUCAUCACCAUCGUCAAGUCCAGUGCCAACCAGGCCGCCUAUUCCUAGUGUUGGCCCCCGUCCCCCGGCCGGGCACAGGCCCCCCCGGGGUGCCUUCCCCCACGAAUCCCCUCCUGUAUGCUCCCUGACCUCCCUCCCACCAGGACCUAUGCCUGAAAUCCUCCUUCUCCCAUCCUUUGACCUCUAGCUCCUCUGUGUAGAGAGAGCUGCCGCAGCGUGGGCACUGAGGUGGAGGACAGGACCCCACUGGUGGCCCCUGCAGCCCCCUCCCCUCUGACCGAGCCCCGUCCACUGCUGCAGCCCCCCUGGCUAGGCACCCCUCACCCUGGGGGGUGCAGGCAGGAGAGGGCAAGCCUGUGCAGGCAGCAGUGAGGAAGCAUCCCAUGGCUCCAAGCUGGCAGGAAAACACAAGGUGCCUCUUUUUUUUGGGGAAGGCAUAGGAGAGCUGAGUGUGGGCCAGGCACUCCCAGGAGCAUGUGCCAGGGAGGGAAAUGGGGAGAGAGGUUUAGCAGAGAGGGGCAGAAGGCAUACGAUAGAGAGGUGAGGUUGGCACUGGCCCUGCAACUUGGACCACGGCUGGAACAGGGAGGGAGGUGGCAGCACGGCUGGAGCUUCUGGGCAUAGAGAUGGUGAUGGAAGGUGGCAGGUCAGAGGGGAAGAGAAAGUGGCUACAGGUUGGUGUCUGAUGAGGGUGAGUGGGAUGGGAAAGCACCAUGACAGCCUGUGAUGCUAGGGAAGCCCAGAGGUGAUGGUGGUGGAGGAGGGACCCUGGGGCAGGGGAGAGCUGGGGAAUGUGAGCAGGUCAGCCCAGGCUGUCUAUGCAAAGGGAGAAGCAGUGGUGCUGUUUUAUCUCUCUCCAUCACGCACAUCCUUCACGCCUCUUCCUGCCUAAGGGAUACUCAGCCCAGCCAGCCGGGUGUCUCCGAAAUGCAACAGCACCAGCAGGAAGGAAGCAGAGGCAGCUGGAGCAGAGAUAAACACUGUUUUGCUCAGCACAGGCCAGCUUGUACGGCCCCACCAAGCACUCCCUGGCGCCCCACUGCCUACAGAGCCUGUGGAAAAGUGCUCCUGGCCCCCGAGAGCCAGAGCUGCAGAGGCAGAGAGGGGGGUGGAGGUGCAGGAGGUGGGAAGCAGGGGCAGAGAGCAUCCCUGCUCCUGGGAGCUGCCUGGCAGGCAGGUAGGCUCCUCCCUUUGUUUUUCCUCCAGCUUGGACACUGGUGUGGAAUAACCAGCUCUUCAGCAAGCUGAAAUGCUGGAGAAAAGUUGGGUUUGCUAAAUACAGGCAGCACAGGGGAGGUAACAGGAGGCAGACCCUUCUUGGCAUCUGCUGCCAUAGAUGGUCCCCCCCUUUCUGCCCCUGCCUGGGUAUUGCCGUGCCAGCUGCCCUUGGCUGCAGCCUCCAUUCCCGCCCCAGAGAGAGGUGCCUGCAGCUUGUGCAGGGGGCAGUGGUUAGCAUCCCCCCACCCCAACUCCUCUUGGGUUUAUUUAUUGCACGAAACAUAAGUUAUUUUCACAUCCUCUUUGCCAUUCCGCCUCUUGGCACAGCCAGGAUGUUGGUACAGAGCUGUACUUUAUAUUUUAUAUAUGCAAAUCACAUUUUAUCUUAUACUUAUAUAGAGCAAAAAAAUACUUAUUUAUUUUCUGACUUACAGUAUGUGUCCUA